Messenger RNA from Aspergillus aculeatinus CBS 121060, 1027 nucleotides. RefSeq lists its product as uncharacterized. Bases 159 to 749 code for a protein of 196 amino acids. The transcript has a single exon. NCBI's taxonomy places the organism in Eukaryota, Fungi, Ascomycota, Eurotiomycetes, Eurotiales, Aspergillaceae. The record is from RefSeq and is a predicted model, not a curated record.
CCAUGAUCCGAGCUUUGGUUUGUGAAGUUGUCAUCUUGAAACAGACACCUGAAUAAAGGGAGAAGGGAGGGAGUGGAGAAAUAAUCAACCGGAGAUGAUGCGGUUGUAGGCUUAUCAAACUGAUCAGGCCUGGCCCCAACAAGGGACCCCCAUUUCACAUGCCACUCGGAAAACCCAUCCCGACUUUCCCUGGUAGCAGUGGUCAUCUUCCCCAUGGCCAUGAUCAUCAUUCAGUCUCUGACUCUCUGCCAAUCUCAUCUCAGCACGACUCAUGCUCAGCUCAGAUCGACCCGGCUCAGUCUCGACUCUUUCUUGAUCGGAUAGCGAAACCCCAACUACCAUGUAAUCCACCUCGCAUUCUUCUCUGUACAAAGGGUGCUCACUACUCAUACUCAUACUCAUACUUUGAGCAUGUAAUGCAACUAACUGAGACAAACAUCGCCGACCGGGCCAGCAAAAGACACACUGGAAAGAUUCUGAAGAACUACGGACCAGUCAGCUCGAAAAGUGGAUCACCUCGCGCUUCCAUUUGGCUUCCACCACUGUCAGCGAGAAACCUGAUCUACCAGACUGCUGAUUGGCCCCAGCCGAGGAGAAGAUUGCCGCUCCUCGAGCCUGGAGCUCCCGACUCGAGAGUCCUCUCUGCGUCUUGCCACCGUCGAUGCGAACGGCUUCUCCUGAGUACAGUGUACGGAGGACAGUACACAACACUUUACAGACAGGAGUACCAAGAAGAGCAGCACAUGUGAUAAGAGCUGACUGAGCUUUGUCUACAGUGCUGUGUUCAACAUGCUGCGAACGAUGGGCUGACUGCCGAUAAUAUCACCUCCCAACAACUUCACUACUACUACGGUAUGAGUAUAUGUAAACUACCUACGCAUCCCAAGAUCAUCAGAUCAAUUUAAUCCAGCCCCAAAAACUCCUACAGAGUAAAUUAAAUGAAGCCGAAAUGACCUGAGUCCGGAACUCCUCUAUACCGAACAAACACUAGUCAUGUGUAGCCGUGCUCGAGUAAGUUGAAAAAAAG